CCGGAGGCCGCCGCUGAGGCUACCCCGGUGAAGCCAUGAAGACCAUCAUCGCCGCCUACUCCGGCGUCCUGCGAGGGACGGGGUCCAGCAUCCUCUCCGCUCUGCAGGAUCUGUCCUGGCUGUCGAAGUCGCAAGUGGAGAAGCAGCUGCAAAGCAUCUCGGUGCUGCAAUGGGUGCUUUCCUUCCUCGCCAUGGGUGUGGUCAGCACCAUCAUCCUCAUGUACAUGCUGUGCACCGACUGCUGGGUCAUCGCAGCUGUUUACCUGGCAUGGCUGGCCUUUGACUGGAACACUCCGAAGACAGGUGGCAGGAGAUCACAGUGGGUCCGAAACUGGGCCGUGUGGAGAUAUUUCCGGGACUACUUUCCAGUCCGACUGGUCAAAACCCACAACUUGCUGACCAACCGGAAUUACAUCUUCGGCUACCACCCGCACGGGAUCAUGGGGCUGGGGGCCUUCUGCAACUUCGGCACAGAGGCCACAGGCGUGGGGCAGAAGUUUCCCGGGAUUCGGCCGUACCUCGCGACCCUCGCCGGCAACUUCAGGAUGCCCAUCUUGAGGGACUACUUAAUGUCUGGGGGUAUCUGCCCCGUCAACCGAGACAGCAUGAACUACAUCCUCUCCAGGAACGGCACCGGCAACGCCAUCGUGAUUGUGGUCGGGGGCGCUGCAGAGUCCCUGAACUGUACGCCAGGCAAGAACUCCGUGACCCUGCGGCACCGGAAGGGCUUCGUGAAGUUGGCGCUGCAACACGGCGCGGAUCUUGUUCCGAUCUACUCUUUUGGCGAGAAUGAGGUCUACAGGCAGGUGAUCUUUGAAGAAGGUUCCUGGGGAAGAUGGGUGCAGAAGAAGUUCCAGAAAUACGUCGGCUUUGCUCCUUGUGUCUUCCACGGACAAGGCCUCUUCUCCUCCAACAGCUGGGGGCUGCUGCCAUAUCCCAAGCCCAUCACCACUGUCGUUGGGGAGCCCAUCACUGUUCCUAAAAUCGAUAAUCCAAGCCAGAAGGAAGUAGACUUUUAUCACAGCCUCUACGUGAGCUCUCUAAUUAAACUCUUUGACAAGUACAAGACGAAAUUUGGCCUGCCAGAGACGGACACCUUGGAAAUCAAUUGA
Molecule: messenger RNA, 1112 nt
Organism: Varanus komodoensis (Komodo dragon)
Lineage: Eukaryota; Metazoa; Chordata; Lepidosauria; Squamata; Varanidae
Gene: DGAT2
Product: diacylglycerol O-acyltransferase 2
Exons: 8
Coding region: 36-1112 (358 amino acids)
Biological process (GO): triglyceride biosynthetic process
Cellular component (GO): endoplasmic reticulum membrane
Molecular function (GO): diacylglycerol O-acyltransferase activity
Source: RefSeq, a predicted model, not a curated record